Apaloderma vittatum (bar-tailed trogon) is the source of this 2325-nucleotide messenger RNA. It is a transcript of the gene ABCE1, whose product is annotated as ATP-binding cassette, sub-family E (OABP), member 1. The coding region runs from base 63 to 1862 and encodes 599 amino acids. Gene Ontology annotation, molecular function: ribosomal small subunit binding; ATP binding; iron ion binding. The transcript has 17 exons. The record is from RefSeq and is a predicted model, not a curated record. NCBI's taxonomy places the organism in Eukaryota, Metazoa, Chordata, Aves, Trogoniformes, Trogonidae. Gene Ontology annotation, biological process: translational termination; translational initiation; ribosomal subunit export from nucleus.
GAUCUGGAAGACUUCCACUACUCAUAAUUGGAUAACCGGUGUUUAACCCUAAAUUGUGCAUUAUGGCAGACAAAUUAACAAGAAUUGCUAUUGUCAACCAUGACAAGUGUAAGCCAAAGAAAUGCCGUCAAGAAUGCAAGAAGAGUUGUCCUGUGGUUCGCAUGGGAAAACUCUGCAUAGAAGUCACGUCACAGAGCAAAAUAGCAUGGAUCUCAGAAACUCUUUGUAUUGGUUGUGGUAUUUGCAUUAAGAAAUGUCCUUUUGGAGCCUUGUCAAUUGUUAACUUACCCAGCAACCUGGAGAAAGAAACAACACAUAGAUACUGUGCCAAUGCCUUCAAACUUCACAGGUUGCCUAUUCCUCGUCCAGGUGAAGUACUGGGAUUGGUUGGAACCAAUGGUAUUGGAAAAUCAACUGCCUUGAAAAUUUUAGCAGGAAAACAGAAACCAAAUCUUGGAAAAUAUGAUGAUCCACCUGACUGGCAAGAAAUUUUGACUUAUUUCCGAGGAUCUGAAUUACAAAAUUAUUUUACCAAGAUCCUGGAAGAUGACCUGAAAGCUAUCAUUAAACCUCAGUAUGUGGACCAGAUCCCUAAAGCUGCAAAGGGAACAGUGGGAUCAAUUCUGGAUAGGAAAGAUGAAACCAAGACACAAACUGUUGUAUGUCAGCAGCUUGACUUAACCCAUCUGAAAGAAAGAAAUGUUGAGGACCUUUCAGGAGGAGAACUUCAGAGAUUUGCUUGUGCAGUUGUUUGCAUUCAGAAGGCUGAUAUCUUCAUGUUUGAUGAACCUUCUAGCUACCUAGAUGUCAAGCAGCGCUUGAAGGCUGCCAUUACCAUUCGAUCCCUAAUAAACCCUGACAGGUACAUUAUUGUUGUAGAGCAUGAUCUAAGUGUGUUAGAUUAUCUCUCUGACUUCAUCUGCUGCCUGUAUGGUGUGCCAAGUGCUUACGGUGUUGUUACUAUGCCUUUCAGCGUAAGAGAAGGCAUAAACAUUUUCUUAGAUGGCUAUGUUCCAACAGAAAACCUAAGGUUUCGAGAUGCAUCUCUGGUAUUUAAAGUGGCUGAGACAGCUAAUGAAGAAGAGGUUAAAAAGAUGUGUAUGUACAAAUAUCCUGGAAUGAAAAAAAAGAUGGGCGAAUUUGAACUAUCCAUAGUAGCUGGAGAAUUCACUGAUUCUGAAAUUAUGGUGAUGUUAGGGGAAAAUGGAACUGGCAAAACUACGUUUAUUCGAAUGCUUGCAGGAAGACUUACACCCGAUGAAGGAGGUGAGGUCCCGGUUCUAAAUGUCAGCUACAAACCACAGAAGAUCAGUCCUAAAUCUACAGGAAGUGUCCGUCAGCUACUGCAUGAGAAGAUCAGAGAUGCCUAUACACACCCCCAGUUUGUAACGGAUGUAAUGAAACCUCUUCAGAUAGAAAACAUCAUUGACCAGGAGGUUCAGACGCUGUCUGGGGGUGAGCUGCAGCGUGUUGCGUUAGCUCUUUGUCUUGGUAAACCUGCGGAUGUCUACCUAAUUGAUGAGCCUUCGGCAUAUUUGGACUCUGAACAGCGUCUAAUGGCUGCUAGAGUCAUUAAACGUUUCAUUCUCCAUGCUAAAAAAACAGCAUUUGUGGUUGAACAUGACUUUAUCAUGGCUACCUAUCUUGCUGAUCGUGUGAUUGUUUUUGAUGGUAUUCCCUCCAAGAACACACUUGCCAACAGCCCGCAGACACUUUUGGCUGGAAUGAAUAAGUUUUUAUCUCAACUUGAAAUCACUUUUAGAAGAGACCCCAACAAUUACAGACCAAGAAUAAACAAACUAAAUUCAAUCAAGGAUGUGGAACAAAAGAAGAGUGGAAACUACUUCUUCCUGGAUGACUAAAUAUUGAAUAUGAGCAUCUUUGUACCCAGCACAUAGAAAUGCAUAUUGGAAUCUAAACAUUUGUGGAUGAGAAGGUUCAAUCAGGUUUUAGAACACUUCAAUCUUCUGGAGCUUAAAAUAUGAGAGGAGUAGCAGUGUAAAUCCUAGUCUGAGUAAAACUGCCACUUUAUAUAUUUUGGUGACACAGCCCUAUUUUCAGUGUAAUAAUCUCAAAAUAGACCACCCUGAAAUUGUGCAAUUGCGUCUCCAGAUUUUUCAGAUUUUGAAGGGAGCUUGUCAACUGAGUAUCUAUCCUACUCAUGUACCAAGUACUGACUGCGCUUCUUCAUCUUAAAAUUUUGAAGCUGUUCUCUCUGUAAGAGGGAGACUUACCCAGAGUGUCAGGCUACAGAAAUGACUCCUAUUUUAAAAUGGUGGAAUCUCUCCAGAUGAGGGUUUCAUAAAUAAAUAUCUUCCUAACUUA